This is a messenger RNA of Nicotiana tabacum (common tobacco), 1300 nucleotides long. Lineage: Eukaryota; Viridiplantae; Streptophyta; Magnoliopsida; Solanales; Solanaceae. The record is from RefSeq and is a predicted model, not a curated record.
GUAUACAUGAUCAACAAUGCUAUGUCCAUAUCCACUCGGAUAUUUUCAGGACAACUUGGGAACCGCGAUCAAAACAUCCAAUUAUUUGCUUAUGGCCUUAUGGCGGUCUAGGAAUGGGGAGUGCAGUGGAAACACUUUGUGGACAAGCAUCACUUGUGCUGAGUUUUUCUUGGUGGAUUGUUGUGGUGGCUCAAUUUAUAUACAUAUUGAGAAGUGAAAGGUGUAAAGCUACUUGGACAGGUUUUCGACGGGAGGCCUUUAGUGGAUUAUGGCAAUUUGUGAAGUUAUCGGCUGCUUCAGCUGUUAUGUUGUGUUUGGAGAAUUGGUAUUUUCAGAUUCUAGUGUUGCUUGCUGGUUUACUCAAGAAUCCUGAGCUUGCCUUAGAUUCUAUCUCUGUUUGCAUGUCAGUGAAUGGGCUGAUGUUCAUGGUUUCAAUGGUGUUCAAUGCUGCUGCUAGUGUAAGGGUGAGCAAUGAAUUAGGAGCAGCACAUCCAAAGUCAGCAGCAUUCUCAGUGUUUGUGGUGACAUUCAUAUCAUUUCUCAUAGCUGUGGUGGAAGCCAUAAUUGUGCUGUGUUUGCGCAAUGUUAUCAGCUAUGCAUUCACUGAGGGUGAAACUGUGGCCAAUGCAGUAUCUGAUUUAUGUCCAUUUUUAGCUGUCACCCUCAUUCUCAGUGGUGUUCAGCACAGUGUUAUCUGGUGUUGCUGUUGGCUGUGGAUGGCAGGCGUUUGUUGCCUACGUGAAUGUAGGGUGUAAUUAUGCUGUAGGAAUUCCAGUGGGAUGUCUUCUCGGAUUCAGGGAAUAUGGACUGGGAUGAUUGGAGGGACUGUGAUGCAAACCAUCAUUUUGCUUUGGUUCACAUACCGUACAGAUUGGAAUAAAGAGGUUGAGAAAGCUAGAACACGUCUAGACAAAUGGGGAAACGUAAAAGAACCUCUAAACAAGGAAUGAAGGUGGUGAAGAACAUUAGGACUAAGAAUAAAACGAGGAGAUGAGGUGCCAAGUAAUUCUUGCAGUAACCUGCCAGGCCAAAGAAGUGGUCUACAGUUCAGAUUACCAAUGAUUCUGGCACAUCUGCCAAAAGAAAGUUUCAUUCAUCAUUACCUUCGGUCAAUUUCCAUCAAUUAAUCAUAUCAAAUAUGUCAAAACCAUUGUCUGUAUCUGCCAAUUUCUUGUUUGAUUGUGUUACAAAAAUGAACUCCAAUUCUGCAAUUAGGCCAACAACGUGCAAUCAAAUUGAUUCCAUGAGCGUCUAACCAGGAAAAAAAUGAAAACACUGAAAGCAGUAACGGGCUAUGCUU